AUGGACCACCUUGCGGAUUCGGAGCCCGAGUGUGCUUUUGAGGGGCUGGACUUGGUGUUCGUGGGCCACGGAGUCUCUGCACCCGGCUUGGGAUGGGAUGACUUCAAGGGACAGGAUAUGAGCUCCAAAGUGCUACUGGUCUUGAUCAGUCAGCCUCCUGUAGAGCCCUUCCCCCAAGACGACAUGACCUACUACGGUCGGUGGACAUACAAGUUCGAGGAGGCACGACGACGAGGCGCUGCAGGCUGUCUGAUCAUCCACUUCAGUGAUGAAUUUGCAGGCUAUCCUUGGAGUGUCACUCGCACCGGCUACAGUGGGGAGGAGGUGGCACUGGAGAAGCCGCAAGCGAAGGCCUUGGCCCUUCAUGGCUGGCUCCAGCAUGAUCUGGCCUCCAAACUGGCCGUGGCUUCAGGCACAACGCUGGAGAGCUGGGUGCAGCAAGCACGACGAGCAGAUUUUCAGCCUUUGCCAGUGGGCCGUAUUUCGCACUCUGCUUUGUAUGAGAAGCGGUGCUUCUCUGGCCGCAAUGUACUCGGCUUCCUUCCUGGGGAAGAGGCGCACCGGCACGAGGCAGUGGUCAUCGCCGGACACCAUGACCAUUUGGGCGAGCGCGAAGGAGAAAUCUACAACGGGGCCGUGGACAACUGCACAGGGGUUGCGAUGAUGCUGGCGACAGCCCGAAGGCUGAUCGAAUCGGGCAUGCAGCUGAAAAGAUCGGUACUGCUUAUGGCACCCACAGCUGAGGAGUGUGGGUUUCUUGGGUCGGACUUCUAUGCCGCCGAGCCCCUGAUGCUCGGCCAGCGACAAGCGAAGCCAAUCGCUGCCUUCGCCUUCGAUGUUGGAAAUGUCUGGGGGAAGACGCGAGAUCUAUCAGUCCUUGGUUUGGGUAAGAGCACCCUGGAUCCGCUGUUGAAUGAGGUGGCAACAGCGCAAGGUCUUGUCUUGGUCCAUGAUUUGCAGCCCAAGAUGGGCCUCUUCUACCGCAGCGAUCACUGGAGCUUCGUACGCAGGGGUGUUCCUGGCUGUUGGUUCUUCUUUGGCCGGGACUUCAUCGGGAAGCCCAGUGGCUACUACGAAGAGGUCGUCGGUAGGUAUAUCCAGUCUGAAUAUCAUAAGCCGGCUGACAUCUAUCACCCUCACUGGACCAUGUCAGGCCUCUUGUCUCAGGUGGACUUCACCGUUGGCGUUGCCCAAGUUCUGGCUACUCGCACGGACAUCCUGCCGGCGAUGAAACCGGAGACUGCAAGCCCUUCUUUGGAGAUUCCCGAGAUUCCGGCUAGCUCUGCCUUUCGGCGCCGGCCGGGUAAGAGGGGCGUCAGCUUUGGCCUACGGUGCUUCGACUGCAAAAUCGAAGGCUGCGUCUGCUUCCUUUGA
Symbiodinium necroappetens is the source of this 1374-nucleotide messenger RNA. The record is from the annotation of a GenBank genome assembly. Lineage: Eukaryota; Dinophyceae; Suessiales; Symbiodiniaceae.